AACAACUUUUCAAAAGAAAUUUGAUUUACAUCUCUUGAACCGAAGGUUUUAUUAUUAUAUUCUGAACAAUGACGAAACUAUAAAUACAUCACACACAUUGGAUCAGGUCAAUUACCGGUUGCACAGUUCAGGAUUGUGUAAAUAGAGUAACGAUGUAAGACUUUGCUAGAGGUUGCAUCAUGUCAGAAAUAAACAUAGAGGAAACAGGAAGGAGGAAGCAUAGGAGACGCUCUGUGCGCUUCCUGAGGCGUCAGUCGGACAUUGCUGCUCCAAACCCACAAGGACAGCCUGAUAACAAUGAAGUUGAGGAAAGCAGUAAGGAGCCAGAAAAUGUGUAUGGGAGUGUGUGGAUGGAACAAGCAUCACCGAUGGUAAAGAAGCGACGACGCAGGUCCAGUAUGUUGGUCCGAGCACCAGGAAGGGCAUUGGAUGAGUUAGCAGAUGGGCGAGCUGGAGUGGAGAAUGGCCAGGACAGUGAUAGGGUGAACACAGAAUCUUAUUUGCAGCAAAGUUUGUCUGAAUCAUUCAGUAACACAAAAGACUCUGACCAUAAAAGAGGCUUCACUGAUAACUGUGUACCGGUCAAUAGUGCUACAAAUCCAUCAACAAGUAAAUGUAGCUCACCAGGACGAAAAGAAGCUACCAGUCCAUGGAGCUCUCUGGAUGGAAAAGUAACCAGUCCAUGUAGCUCAGUAGGACGAAAAGUAACCAGUUCUUCAUUACCAAUAGAAAUAAAAAUAUCUACGCCACGAACUGAGCAGGACAUUUCACUUACAUCUAGGCCCUCACCUGCCUCAAUGUCUCCAGACUUCCCUGUUUCUCCAGGAUAUGACCUUGAACUUGAUCAUGCCAUUGCUGCCAGUCCAGGCUUGUCUGAUUCAUAUAAGAAUCAAAAUAAAAACAUUGAUACCAAUCGGGUUACUGAAAAUAGAAAUGAGUCAUAUGAUAAUUUAAGUCCAAUAAAAAAGAAACUAUUAAAUGAAAGUAAUGAUUCAGAACAAGAUGUAGAAAAAAGAAAUGCUAGUGAAGAGUCUGUUGAAAGGGAGACUAGCAAACAGCACUUGGGUAAUAAUUCCGACCUGAGCUUAUCUGACAAAGAAAAUAAUGAGACAAGUUUGAAUGUGACUCCAGUGGACAAAGAUCAUCCUGAGAAAGAAUCUCCCGGAUUUAUGUCCCUUUGUAAGGUAUUUGCUGGGAAAGUCGUGAAUUUUGUGAAAACAAGUCCUUCCUACCUUACUGGUGCAACAUUAGACACCAGUAAUAUUUUAAAUGUAAGUGAAUCUCCGAAGUUGAAAGUUGACAGUUGUAAAGAGAAGUUUAAUGAUGCAAUGAGUCCCUUACAACACCUUUUCACCAUGGAAUCACCACACUUGCCUGAAGUUGUUUGCAAUGCUGUUGAACAAAACAUUCAUACCCCUACAUCUAAAAAUGUAAAUGAAGGUACUGAAAGUAAUAAAGGUGAGAAGAAAGUGGAGAAAGGAAGACGACACAGUGUAGACUCAGUAUUGUUAGGGUCAACUAAGAAGAAUAAAGGCAGAAAGGUAUUCAUGGACACAUUUAAUGCUGUAAGCAAGGUAUUUAACAAUGACACUUCUGAAAUUCAGCAAGAUACAUGUAAAGUGAAGACUAAUACUGUUAAAUCAAAAAGUGAAAGUGACAUUGACUCAUCUGAAGCAGUUUUAAACCAUCCAGUGAUGGAAAAAGUGUUUGAAGAUGUUCAAAGGGAGACUGAAGAUGCAGGUAAAACACAAACUGGUGUUAACAGUGAAACAUUUGAAAUGGCUGGGAGGAAUGUUGUAGAAGAAUCUACUGAUAUGAUCAUUGACAAUGGCCCAGCUUCUGAACUUGGGUUUGAUAAUGAUCUUACUACAGAUGACUCUAUUAAUAUGGUCACAGAUAAUCUUCCAACUGCUACAUGUAAAUCAGACUCUGAUAUUGCACUGACUACUGAAUGUUAUUCAGAUAUCCAGACAGUUGUGCCUGUUGAUACAGUAAAACCAGUUGGUACCGACUCAUGUGCUGAUAGAUUAACAAUGCCUCCGAUUGGACUUGAAAUGGAAGGCAAUAAGAUCCUCGUCAGUGAUGAGAAACUUGAUGGUAAUCAUGAAAAGGAAAGUAGUUUAGACUAUGGUAAAGACAAACAAAAACGAAGAAAGAGACGUGCUAUUGUAAUUGAACAGAAAUGUAAAAACGAAAAUAUGGAAAAGUGUCAAACUUCAAUUCCAAAGCUUUCUGACUUGGCUAAUAAAAAAGUAGAUGAAUUUCAACUGCAAGCUAAGUUUUCUGUAGGAGUAAGAGAAAACGGCAGCAAAACUACUAAAAGAAAAAAAUCUGGGAAAUUUGAUCCCAGGAAAGCAGAUGAUAAAAACAGUGCGACUGAUCAUACAGAUGGAAUGCAAGUUCUUGAGGAAAAGUCAAGAGGAAAACCGAAAAAUAGGCGUAGGUCUUUUGGAUUUGUAAACUUAAAUUUUGAAACAAUUGCGCAAAGCAAGGAUUUGAAACAGUUUGAUUCUUGUAAAGAAGACAAUAAAGACAGUGCUACUGAUCAUACAGAUGGAAUUCAAGUUCUUGAGGAAAAGUCAAGAGGAAGACCGAAAAGUAGGCGAAGGUCUUUUGGGGUUGUAGACAUAAAUUUUGAUACAAGUGCGAAAAGUAAGGGUUUGAAACAGACAGCCUGUGACAGCAUCACUGAUGAUAUUGUGUCAAAAUCAGAUGUCACAAAUAGAUUGACAGAAAACGAACUGGCUGUGGGAAUUGAAGGUUUAGAUUUAGAAAAUAGAGGCAAUAUCGAAAAGACAAGCAUUAGAAAGAAGAGAAGAUCAUUAAAAAUUGAAAAAUUGGACAAAAUUGAAGAAAGCGAGGAGAAAGUUGAAAUUUUGGAAACACAAGCAAAUAAACCUACCAAAAAACCUAGGGGGAGACCUCGAAAAAGUAUCGGUCCAUUUACAAGUAAUUCUUCAUCACCAAAGGUGUCAGAGAACAGUGGCUACUUAGAAAAAAUCACUGAGGAAAUUUCACAAGUGUCUUUGGUGGACAAUAGUGCAGUUACAUCAGGUAAUAAAACAUCUGAUGAGCCACCAGUACGUAUGACGAUUGAAUCUCUAGAACUACCAGAUGAUCUACCAGCACCAAGGAAGAAACGAAGGCGAUCAGCUGAGGCAGCACAACUGAAACUUCAAAUGUUUGUUGAGGAAUGUGAACAAUCACCACAAAGAGAUGAAGCUAAGGGGUUGUUUUCAGAAUUCAAAACUGGCAGGAAACGCAAACAUGUGGAAGAAUCGCAUGAAGAAAUAGAGAAAAUUUACAGAAAUAAGAAUUUUGUGAAACCUGAAGAACAAAAACCUUGGCAUACAAUUUUAGAAGCACCCGACAAAACUGGUGACUUCUUUGGGAAGAAAAAAAUAUUGAGGCAUAUAAACUUUGAAAAACCUACACAAAUGAAAUUGAGGCGGAGACUUCAAAAGGCUGUUAAGAACGGCUGGGACCCUAAAAAGAAACAAAAAUCUAGGCUGAAUGAUGACUUUGUUUCUGAGAAACUUGAUAAUCUUUGGUCAGAACUGGAUAGUGAAGGGUCUGAGUCCUUGGUAGAAAAGUUGAAAAGUAUUGUAGAUACUGAAUAGUGUUCAAUAGUACAUAACAUAUAUAUUGUGUAUGUGAACUUGUUUUUUGUAAGUAUAAUGCACUUUUUGUUGAGAAAUGUCCCGUGGGGGAAUUACAUGUCAAAGGGACUAGACACCAGACGGUACAAUACAAGCCUAGAAUUGUCAAUAUGAGCUGCUAUGAGGCCAAAAGUACUUAAUUAUACAUGAUUAAAGUAAUAUAUUGUCGUCGUCUCUGCUGAGUUAACCUGUUUUAAAAUAGUGCAUAAUGAUUUCCCAGAGUAUGUAUCUUUAGCAUGUGAAGGUCACGUUAUUUGUACAGAUACAUAUACCGAUGCCAUUUUUUAAAGUAACUGGGAUUUUCGAAUUGGAAAAAUAUGCAAAAACUGCGAUAAAUAAAUGUUUUGUUAUUGAUGUUAUACAUUCGUAAGUAAGAUUCAAUGGGUUAUACACAACCAUUUUACAUAAGUUUUUGACAUUUUUCUUUUUUACCUGCAAUUGUAUCAUCUGGUGUCUAGUCCCUUAAAUGUUGCAUGAUCUGUCAAAGAAUGUGUCAUUUGCUGAAUUUAUGUAAAUUAUUUCAACAAAUAAAUUUUAUGCUUAAAUUAUUUCUACAAAUGAUGAAGUUUCAGUCACUAUGUUAUGGAACAAGCUCCAGUUUUAUUUUAAGUUUAGCAAGUAUUUUUAGUUUAAUAUUUGUACACCAUAUAUACAUAUUUAUCAUUUAUGAUGUAAAUUUCCCUAUUUAUGUUUGUACAUGUAUCUGUAUACUGUUGUAAGAGUCGGUGAGUGAUAUUUAUCCUAUUAUAAUAUUCGCUUUAUAGUAAAUAUAUACUUGCAUGCAGAUACUAUAAAAUAUCCUAAAAUUGAACAACUGUUUCGUUUUCUUCAGAAUUUGACUAAGAAUGAAAGAUCUUUACAAUUUUAGGUUUAAAGGGUUUUUAUAAAGAUAAUCAACCUUAAUUGUUUAUACAUUUAUUUUGAAUUUAAGGAAUCUUUUCAUAUUAUAUUAGGAUCAUACUUGGAUAUAACUGCUUAUUAAUCUUGAUGGAAUUUAGACAGUUUGUAAUGGUUUUAUCAACUGAACAUUAAAUGUAGACGAUAUAUUCCUUUUAUUUUGUGACUGUACAUACAUGUACAUGUAUAUUAUAGGAACAGGAGUACUAUACAUGUCUGUUGAUUUUGAAGUUCUUACCCCAAGGUCAACGCGAU
Molecule: messenger RNA, 4811 nt
Organism: Mya arenaria
Lineage: Eukaryota; Metazoa; Mollusca; Bivalvia; Myida; Myidae
Exons: 3
Coding region: 180-3620 (1146 amino acids)
Molecular function (GO): DNA binding
Source: RefSeq, a predicted model, not a curated record